UUUUUAUCUUCAGUAUAAUAUUAUUUUAUCCCUAUUUUCUUCAGUAAACUUAUAUUAAUCAUCGUGUAAAUAAUCUUUUUUUACAAUUAUUUGAUUACAGUAAUAAAACUAAUAUCCUUUUAUUUUCACAUUUUCUCUAAUGUUUUGUGUUAAUUUACUUAAAUUUAAUUGAAUUUUUCUUAUUUCUGUGAUUAUUCAUGUGGUCAGUCCUAAACCUUGAUCUUUAUGCCUAUAAAAAUAACUUCUGCUAUUCUUAACAGGUUAAAAUUUAGUAAUAUCAGAAUGUCUAGUAAUUUAAAUAACACUGAAGCUGUUUCCAGUAAAAUGGAAAAAUUAAACAUGGCCAGUUCCAGGGAUCAGACCAACUUCAUACUUCAAAUAGUGGAAGAUGAUAUUAAAUCAGGAAAACAUAGAGAGGUAAUAACACGUUUUCCCCCAGAACCUAACGGGUUUCUGCACAUUGGCCAUGCAAAGUCUAUUUGUCUAAACUUUGAACUACCAAAAAAGUUUGGUGGAAGAACUCACUUACGAUUUGAUGAUACAAACCCAAUGAGUGAGGAGGUGAUGUACAUUGAGUCGAUAAAAAACGACGUUAAAUGGCUAGGUUAUGACUGGGGAGAACAUUUAUACUAUGCCUCAAAUUACUUUGAUAAACUCUAUGAGUGGGCUUUAGAAUUAAUAAGGAAAGGUCUUGCAUAUGUUGAUGACCAGUCAGUAGAGGAAAUAAGGGAGUCCAGAGGCUCACUAACAGUGCCAGGAAAGGAUUCUCCGUAUAGAAAUAGAACAGUGGAGGAGAAUUUAAAACUGUUUGAAAUGAUGAAAGAUGGUGAAUUUCCCGAUGGAAAGUGUGUUUUAAGAGCAAAAAUUGACAUGAAAUCAAGUAAUAUGAACAUGAGAGACCCAAUUAUGUACCGUAUAAUAAGAGCGCCUCAUCCUAAUACAGGCGAUAAAUGGAUUAUAUAUCCAAUGUAUGACUAUGUUCAUGGACAAUCUGAUAGUCUAGAGUGUAUAACUCACUCGAUUUGUACCACCGAGUUUGAGUUACACAGACCUCUGUAUGACUGGUUUCAGGAAAAACUAGGAAUCCUAAGAACAAGACAGAUUGAAUUUGCAAGACUCAAUCUUUCAUAUUGCGUCAUGAGUAAAAGGUUACUAUUACAUUUGGUAAACACUAAGAUUGUUUCUGGGUGGGAUGACCCUAGGAUGCCAACAAUCUCAGGUCUCAGAAGAAGAGGAUGUACACCAGAGUCAAUUAGGAACUUUUGUAACAAAAUUGGAGUAGCCAAAAGAGAGAAUAUGAUCCAAAUUGAACUCCUGGAAAACUGCAUCAGAGAGGAUUUAAACAAGGUUUCAACAAGAUUUUUCGCAGUCCUAGAUCCCCUUUUAGUUGAAAUUGAAAAUCUCGACGAUACAUUUACUGAAAAAGUUGAAGUUCCCUGCAAUAAUCCAAACUAUACACGAACUUUAACGUUUUCAAAGCGGAUUUAUGUUGAUCGUAAAGACUUUUCAGAGUCACCUUCAAGUGAUUUUUAUAGACUAUAUCAAGGAAAUGAAGUCAGACUUUUCUACACCUAUUGGAUCAAAUGCACCAAGGUAGUGAAGAAUGGAGAUGUGGUGGAGAAGUUAGUGUGUGAAUAUGACCCGAAAACGAAGGGUGGGAAAUUGGAAGAUAAAAGUAGGAAGGUAAAGGCGACAAUACACUGGUUGGGAUCAAAUGACUGGUUUCCUGCAACUUUUAGAUGGUAUUCAAGGUUAUUCACAAAGCCUGACCCGAAGGAAGGAACCGAAGGUGAAUUUGGCUGGUUGGAAAAUGUUAAUAAGGAGUCACUUAAGGUAUAUAAGGGAAUGGCUGAGAAGACUGCAACGCUACUGAAGGUUGGAGAACCAAUUCAGUUUGAGAGGACGGGAUAUUUUACCAAGGAUCCAGACAGUACGGAUACUGAACAUGUUUUUAACUUAACAAUAACGCUGGUGGAUUCCUUUGCUAGUAAUAAGGAAUCCCAGCUACACAAGGAGUUGGAGAAAAAGAAGAGAUUGGAAGCAAUUGAAGCCAGGAAGGCUAAAAAAGGGUCACCAAAAUCUUAAAUUAAAUACUUUAGUUAUACCGUAUAGUAUUUUUAUUAAUGUGUUGGUUUGGAA
Theileria parva strain Muguga is the source of this 2139-nucleotide messenger RNA. RefSeq names its product glutamine--tRNA ligase (gene glnS). NCBI's taxonomy places the organism in Eukaryota, Apicomplexa, Aconoidasida, Piroplasmida, Theileriidae. The coding region runs from base 226 to 2085 and encodes 619 amino acids. The record is from RefSeq and is a predicted model, not a curated record. Gene Ontology annotation, molecular function: ATP binding; glutamine-tRNA ligase activity. Gene Ontology annotation, biological process: translation; glutaminyl-tRNA aminoacylation. Gene Ontology annotation, cellular component: cytoplasm; cytosol. The transcript has 5 exons.